AUGAGAUCUGGAUUGAUGAAUGCGCAACCUCCCUCAAGUCUCCAGUGGCCAAUCAUCAUAGGAGACUCUGGAAUUCCUAUGCACCAUAUCCAACGCAUUGUAAGGACUGUUGUCCUCAGGCGAGAUGGAGGAGGCUAUGGUCUGACAGUGUCUGGAGAGAAUCCUGUAUAUGUCAUAGAUGUUCGAGAGGGUGGUGUAGCUGCUCGAGCAGGAGUUUGUAAGUAUGACGUCCUCCUCCAGGUCAAUGGUACUCCAGUGCGUGAAGAAAAUCAUCACAAUGUUGUUGGGAUGAUCAAAUCUGAGGAGCAAGUAACAUUGACCCUUUUGAGUGUGGUGCAACCUGAGGUGCCUACAGCAGUCAUGCCAAGCAAUCCGUCAUUGCCAGUACCUCCUCCUCUCCCCCCACCCAAUCCAACACACAGUUCCCCACCUUCACGUCCCCUACCACCACCUCCUGAGUCUGCGGCACCUUCCACUACUUCUCGUGCUUUGGAGAAGAACAUCACUGGGCCUCAACCCGUAGAUGUGGAACAGCUAAGACAGGUCAACAACCAGAAGGAGAGAACCAUCAGUAUGAUGCUGGAGAGAGAGAUGCUACAUCGUGAAACAGUUGCUGCAGAUCUCGUGGAACAGCUAAGACAGGUCAACAACCAGAAGGAGAGAACCAUCAGUAUGAUGCUGGAGAGAGAGAUGCUACAUCGUGAAACAGUUGCUGCAGAAUUGCAGAAAACUGUUGGUGGUGGAAGGAGACGAGCUGAUCUCCAACGAGAGCUUACUAGUGCUGAUAGACGAAUUCGCCAGCUCAAUGAAGAGCUUCGAAACUUUCACAGUCGAGGCCGAGACUUGGUGCUGGGAUCCUCAAACAGUCCGCCAAUGCUGAGGCGUCACAGCAGCAGGGAAGAACCAAAUGGAGAAGACAUGCCUCCCCCAUUGCCAGCUAGGAACCGUCUCAUGACUCGUGUUUCCUCUCCCGCCCUCUCAACUCUUGAGACCCCUGCCCCACCACCUGUCCCUCCACACAGAGAUGAAGCACUGAUCCAGAAAGCCUCCUGUACCUCAGCUGCAGAUGCCAAAAAGAUUGGGAAUGGAAUGCCAUCCCACCAGAGAGCUAAAUCUAGUCCAGAUCAUUUGGGAACCUCGCACAGUGCUGAGAACCUCUCUUCUGGUACCCCAUCAGUCACUUCUUCCAAACCUGUCAGAUCCAAUUCAGAUUUCUCAGGAAGCAACAAAUUGAACUCCUCAGAAUCAAUGGGAGACUUGCCGAAAGGAAACAAGCAGCGCCCAAGGUCUCUGGUGGGGCAGACAGAGACUUCUCCUCCUAACACACCAGUUGGGAGACUGGGACACACUCGCAAAGGCUCAGAAGGCCACUUCUCAGAGGGGGUGCCUGGUGGAAGUAGGCCUGCACCCUCACCCAUCCUGACCUCCACGCCUGAGCAGCAGCACUGUGAUUCCAAGGUGCCUUUGUCUGUCAGCCCUCCUCAGGUAAUUGGAACAUCGCCUUGGGAUUCGUCCAAUUCGCCAGUGCUCAAUUUUGGAACCAAUCAAAUACUUUCUUUUGAAGAAGAAUCAGGUGGUUCUGAUUCUGAAGUGUGCCACAUGACUGAUGACCAUGGGCCUUUCAACAGUCUUUCAAAACUAAUGGACCACAAUGCACAUUUGGCUGUCUUCCUUAAUUACCUUCUCAAUAACUCUGAUGCUUCUAGUCUGUUCUUUCACAUCAUCACUGAUUUUUACAAAGAAGGGAAUGUGAAGGAGAUGCGCAAAUGGGUGUAUGAGAUUCACUCCACAUUCCUUGUUCCAAAUGCACCUCUUCGAUUGGCUGGUGUGGAUGAGAAUGUAUUACAUGAAAUUGACAACGACAUACAGAAUAAUCUGGACAAGGAAGAAAAGCUCAAAAAUAUAUUCUGGCGUGCCAAAAAGAUUGCUCGUGGACAGCUUCGAAUGCAAUUGGCUGACUUCAGGAACAAGCGUGUGGAAGGGCUGGCUCAUCUGUUUGGUGCAACAGAUGCACAGCUAGAUGAAUGCCUUCUUCAUAAGGAGAAGGAAGCAAAGGUUAUUGAGCCCAUCCUGUUGCCUGUCAUCAAGGAAUUGGAUGAUUUGGACAACCUGAAAGGGAGGGAUUUGGCCAUGGCAUAUGCCUUGGCAACUGUUUUGGCAAAACAGUAUGGGCUAAAGAGUCCAGUGGUCAAUGCAUUCCUAGAACGAUGUCCAACCUUCGUCAGCAAGGACAAGUCCUUUCGUUCGAAAAUACUCAGCCGUGGAAAAAAGCAAUUGUCACUGCUGGGGCAUCACUUCAUCCCACAGCAGUUUUCUUGUGUCACAUACUGUAAUCACUGUACUUGUGUCAUCUGGGGAAUUGGGCCUCAGGGCUACCAAUGCACUCACUGUGAAUUGAACGUUCACAAGUGGUGUGUGCGUGAGGUGGAAGAGGACUGUGUUGGAGCCAUGCAUAAGCCUGACAAGAAGUCUCGGGAUCGCAUCUCCAACUUCUUCCGUCUCUCUGAUUGGCAGGAGGGAAAGCGCAAACCCAGCCACCUGUCAGCUUCACACAUUGAAAAAGCCAGGUUGCAGUGGGAGGAAAAGGAAGAAAAUUCAUCUCUGGGAUCUGCUGCUACCGACUCUGCUGCUGGACGAAAGAAAAAUAGGAUUUUUCCUCCUCAUGUUCUGGAGACUUAG
Darwinula stevensoni is the source of this 2679-nucleotide messenger RNA. The record is from the annotation of a GenBank genome assembly. Lineage: Eukaryota; Metazoa; Arthropoda; Ostracoda; Podocopida; Darwinulidae.